AGACAGUCAUUUUGACUCUGCAUUGCUCGCUUCUCGGUCGACUCAUUUUAUUCAAUGCUUUUUCGAGAAAAUUGUAUCUCUGGUUGCAAUUGAAUGUGAAAGGGUAUGGAUUUGUGUAUCAAUGGGCGGGUCGUAAAGAUGGAUUGGCAAGGACAAAAGCUGGUGGAGCAAUUAAUGCAGAUACUGCUGGUGAGCUUUUCUGUUGUAGCAUUCAUCACAGGCUAUGUGUUGGGUUCGUUUCAGAUCAUGCUGUUAGUAUACGCUGGUGGUGUUGUCUUUACAGCGCUAGUCACCAUUCCUAACUGGCCAGUCUACAAUCGCCACCCUCUGAGUUGGUUGGACCCAAGUGAGGCCGAAAAGCAUCCAAAGCCACAGAUUACUAACCCCAGUACCAAGAAGAAGGCUGCCAAGAAGUAGGUUAUUUAGCUGAUUUUCACGUCCCUUCUACUUAAAGGUUUAUGGUGAUGUAGUGGAUAAAAUUGUUGGCGGCUUUAUUUCCCUUUUCUUUUAUGACAUGAACUGAACACCUGGUUGCCCCGCAUGAUUGUUGUUAGGUCAACACAUUGGCUAAAGAAAGAAUCAGUUUUUACAUUGC
Molecule: messenger RNA, 595 nt
Organism: Nicotiana tabacum (common tobacco)
Lineage: Eukaryota; Viridiplantae; Streptophyta; Magnoliopsida; Solanales; Solanaceae
Product: signal peptidase complex subunit 1
Biological process (GO): protein targeting to ER
Cellular component (GO): signal peptidase complex; membrane
Source: RefSeq, a predicted model, not a curated record